Brachypodium distachyon (stiff brome) is the source of this 988-nucleotide messenger RNA. RefSeq names its product U1 small nuclear ribonucleoprotein A. Gene Ontology annotation, biological process: mRNA splicing, via spliceosome. Gene Ontology annotation, molecular function: U1 snRNA binding. NCBI's taxonomy places the organism in Eukaryota, Viridiplantae, Streptophyta, Magnoliopsida, Poales, Poaceae. The transcript has 5 exons. The record is from RefSeq and is a predicted model, not a curated record. The coding region runs from base 84 to 839 and encodes 251 amino acids. Gene Ontology annotation, cellular component: U1 snRNP.
CAGGGAGGAACAAGCCUGCCUGGGCAACGAAACCGAAGAGUCUAGAGAGGAAAAGCUCUGGGCUGCGACUGCGCGACGAGGAUAUGAGCGGCGAGGCGGCGGUCGGCGGCGGCGGCGGGGAGGCGAAUGGCGUCCAGCCGAACGUCACCAUCUACAUCAACAACCUCAACGAGAAGACCAAACUCGAAGAACUUAAGAAGUCCCUCAAUGCCGUUUUCUCCCAGUUUGGGAAAAUCCUUGAAGUGCUUGCUUUUAAGACCUUGAAGCAUAAAGGGCAGGCAUGGGUUGUGUUUGAAGAUGUUGCAUCAGCAACUGAGGCUUUGAAGAGGAUGCAAGACUUCCCCUUCUAUGACAAACCUAUGAAAAUUCAAUAUGCCAAGACCAAGUCAGAUGUUGUAGCAAAAGCUGAUGGCACCUUUGUUCCUCGAGAAAGAAGGAAGAGGACUGAUGAGAAACCUGAAAAGAAGCAGAAGCGUGAGCAGCACCACGAUGUUAGCCAGGGUACCUUAGGCAUGAAUGCCUAUCCUGGUGCUUAUGGGGCUCCUCCACUCUCCCAGCUACCUUUUGGUGGUGGACCGAAGGUCAUGAUGCCAGAGAUUAUUGUGCCAAAUAACAUCCUCUUCGUCCAAAAUCUCCCACACGACACGACCCCUAUGAUGCUGCAGAUGCUCUUCUGCCAGUACCAAGGGUUCAAGGAAGCAAGGAUGAUCGAAGCAAAGCCAGGUAUUGCUUUCGUGGAGUAUGGAGAUGAGGGGCAGGCAACGGCAGCUAUGAGCGCUCUUCAGAACUUCAAAAUUUCAAAAGAUAACCUAAUGCUCAUCACAUACGCGAAGAAAUAAAGAGCUUGAGCUGUAUUGACUCGGUGAAUUAAUGUUGUAAUCCAGGUUUCUCACCAUUAGUAGAUUUUCUUCAUCAUGUGUAAGGAAGACUGUGUCAUGGAUAAUCCAGUAAAUUAAUAUUAAGCUGCGUUUUUGUGGCAUCAUGAUCA